UAUAUAAAAUUAAUUAAUAAAUAAAUAAUAUAAAAAAAAUCAGACAAAUUUUCUUCUUCUUCUUCCUCAGCUUCUUCUUUUAACAAGUUCUGAAAAUCCAAAGCAAAGUUUGUCUAACUCACCAUACACAUACAUACACAUAUUAUAUAGAUAUAUAAUUAUAUGCACACACAGUCUCCCAAUAUAGUACUUUUUUUUUGUUUCUUUAAUGGAAAAGAAACCCUAAAAUGGUAAAACAAGAAAAAGUCUCUAAUGGUUGAAUUUGAAUUUUCAUCUGAGGCAACUCAAACUCAACAACUCAAAAAUCCAACAAACCAAACCAAAACAUUUUCUCACAUUUCAUCAUGAUUGAUUCUUAUCAUGCUCACCAUGCAUCAUCACCAUCACCACAACACCAACAACAACCAACAGCCCUCUUCCGGCGCCACCACCACCACUGCCGCCGCCACCACCACCACCACCGCCACUACAGCCGGUAUCAUCAUCAACAACAGCAGCAGCAACAACAAUUCCGGCUCUCUUAGGUCUCCAACUCCCACUCCGACUCCGACUCCGACCCCUCUCUCUCUCGCUCCUCUCUCCACUCCCACCGUCCUACGCAACCCUUCUGACCAUGCAAUUUGUGACACCAUGGCUGCUGUUGCUGUCACCUCUUCGUCGCCUUGCUUGGCCAGGGUUAGGCUUUCGGAGAUUGCUCUUUACGAUGGUGUUCCUGUUGCGCCUUAUUUGAGGGCUGUGGAAGCCCUUUCUGGCUCCUUGAUGAGGCAUAAUGCGGCGGUGAUUGAGUUGGGAAGCGAUGAUGCUGCUGUUAUGCGAUGUGGCUUGGAAGCUGCUAGGUUGUAUUUUAGGAGUAAGGCUCAGCUGAGUGGCGGGAAGGGAGGUCGUAGUGUUUACAUGUACAGGUCUGGAAGGGCUCUGGAAGAUUGGGACUCAUCCCCUCCUUGCAUGGCUGAUAUUUUUAGAUGCAUGGGGAAGGCUUCACGUGCUGCUCUUUGUGCAAUAGCACGACAUCUUCGUUUGCGAAGCGAUGUUUUUAACCACUUACUUGAUGACAUGCCGUUGCCUGCUAAUGAGGUGUCCUCAUCAGUGCUUGUCGCUUCCUACUCAAAUUCUUCCAUGCUGAAUGUGAAAGGUAGCACAGGAGGAGGGAAGCCUGGAAUAAAUGGAGAGAUUGAAAAGGGAUUGUUGACAUUAUUUUCAUCGGAUAGUCCUGGUGUGCAGGUUUGUGAUCCCAAUGGUCGCUGGUAUUUAGCAGACAGCGGAUUAAGUCCUGGAGAUCUUUUACUUCUUACAGGGAAGGCACUUAGCCAUACUACUGCUGGCCUUCGACCAGCUGCAUCUUAUAGAGCUUCUUCUGAAUACUUGGCCAAUAAUGGUGGUGGAAGGGCAUCACUAGCAUUUAGACUUAUGCCACAAGGCAAUGCGGUAUUAGAUUGUUCUCCAAUUGCAGCGGCUGGUCAUAUCAUUCCACAGAGUUAUGUGCCAAUAUCUGUUAGCCAGUUUAUGGACGAUCUUUCAGCCGAGGAAGAUAUUUUGUGUAGUCGAUCAGACAAUGAUUAUAUAGCUCGGAACAAUUUAAAUACGGAACAACCAUCAUUAAGAAGUGUUCUCUCAGAUCCGUUAUCUGGUGCAUUUCUCGAAGAUGCUACAUUUGUUUCGUGUGGACAUUCAUUUGGUGGUCUAAUGUUGAGAAGAGUUAUUGAAAUGUCCAGAUGUACUCUCUGCAGUCAAGAAAUUGCGACUGGGGCGAUGAUCCCUAAUAUUGCUCUAAGAGCUGCGGCUGCAGCUGUGAAGCAUGAGGACAAUCGCAGGCUUUUUCAUAAUGCUGCUCUCAGAAAGCGUCGGAAAGAGUUAGGUGAUCAAAUUGAUCCAUUGAGGAGACCAACCAGGGAAAAUGGAGAUAUUGGUGAAGACGGGAUGAUUCGUGGUGUGCAGUAUCCAUUUUCAGUAAAUGAAAAAGUGGUAAUUAAGGGCAACAGAAGGACACCAGAAAAAUUUGUGGGCAAGGAAGCUGUCAUCACUUCUCAAUGUCUUAAUGGCUGGUAUUUACUCAAGAUUCUUGAAAGUGGUGAAAAUGUCCGACUGCAAUAUCGCUCUUUGAGAAAGAUCCAGAAUCCGUUUGGUAUCGAGGAAAGAUGUUCGUCACAGCCUGUUCAGAACAACAGCUCAUAAAAACAAAUAUAUCAUUCAGCCCUAAAUCCUCUCCAAAUCUUAAUGGUAAGAUAUGGCCAGAAAUUCCUGGUAAUUGGUGUAUUAAGUUAUGUUGUAAGUUUGAUAUUGUAUUUUAAUGUACCUUAUAAGUGUUUUGAGAGAUUUGAAUUGUAGUCAUUUUUAGGGGAGUUCUCUGUUAGACACUUGUAAAUAGAAGCAGUAAGGCACAUUGUUGGUAGUUGUGGUCUAACAUUGAGACCUACAAUUUGUUUUCUAAAUUAAUAUAUAUAUAUUUUUUCUUCCCUAA
Molecule: messenger RNA, 2458 nt
Organism: Cannabis sativa
Lineage: Eukaryota; Viridiplantae; Streptophyta; Magnoliopsida; Rosales; Cannabaceae
Exons: 12
Coding region: 361-2172 (603 amino acids)
Source: RefSeq, a predicted model, not a curated record